CGAGAGGCGUCCGGCGGGCGGUGCAGCGCGGGCUUGGCGCUCCGGAGCCCCGGCGAGGCGCCCCCAGCAGCGGCAGAGGCAGCAGCAGCCCCGCGCCCAGGCGCUCCCCCGCGGCGUCCCCUCCUGCCCCGGCCCUUGUGGCGGGCGGUUCCGUCGGCGCCCCGCCUCCCCGGAUCUCUCAGCGAGUUUUUCACGGCCCUCGAGGGAAGACUUCGCCCCGUAGAAAGAGGAGGGGCCCGCGGGGUGGGCUGGGGGCUUUGCAGCCGCUGGCCCUUGUGAGGGCAGGAGGCGCGCCCGCUCCCCCUCGGCCGGGCCGGGCCGGGCGCUUGCCCGUUUCAGGAUGAAUCCGGGUGCGAUGCUGCAGGAGGAAUACCGCCGCUGCUUGGAGAGGGACUUCCGCAGGGGCCACACAGGGGUGUGUGCAGACCCCUCCCUGAAAGAUUUGCUGUGGCACCAUCUGCUGGAGGAUCCGGAGCUGCACUGCAUCCUACAAGGGGACGACACCUUUGCCAUGCUUGCUGGGGCCCUGCGGGGCCAGCCGGACCUGGGUGCAGCACUCCACAAUCUCUGCAGGGCCUUUGAGGUGCUGGAGCUGGCAGCUGUCAAUCUUUACUUCUUCCCCUGGCGCAAGGAAUUUGGCACCAUUAAAACCUUUUCUGGCGUCUAUGUGCACGUACUACAGGGAGUGCUCUCCGAUGUGGACAUUGCCAAGAGCUUCCACCGGCUGGGCUAUGUACAGAGAGACCACCUGCACCUGGGGAUCUCCCAGCUACCCCCAGGGAUCAGCCUGCUUCGUGUCGCUUGCAGCUUCUUUGCAGCCCGGGUGGAGUGUGAGAUCCUGGGCAAGAUCGUGGAGGAGCUGGGGCCUUGUGGCAUAUCCUCUGAAGAGCUGCUGGAGGCACGGAGGGAAGCCAGGGGUGGCCUGAAAGGCUGCGUGGCCAAGCUGCAGAGCCUGACUUGCUGGCCUCGGGAACGAGACUUCCACGCAGAGCCAGCCGAUGGGGUCGACCUGUACAGGGAGAGCCCAGAGGCACUGAACCCGUAUCGUGAGCCUACGGCAUCCCGGUUGCCUCCUCUGCAUCAGCCGCCCACCUUUGAGUGCAACAGCCCUGGAUUGAGGAGGAAGCAGCUGCCGCUGCGGAGUCCCCAGGGGCUGUCGGAGAGCAGGGGCAAGCUGUGGGCGUCUGGCCAGGAGCCGUCCUACGGGAAUGGGCUCGUGGCCUCUGAGGGGCCUGAGCUGGAAACCUCCUUCUCGUUUAUUUCCUUGCGACGGGAGCUCAGCAGAUCGAGUGAUACGGACUACCCUGCCCCCGCCCAGCCGGGAAGUCGGUUCUUGUCCCCCAGUCCUCAUUACGACAGCCCUGGCCCUCAGCCACACAGCCCGGUUUCUUCUCCUUCUGCGAGGCAGGCGAGGAGUCCCCAGCUGAGUCCUGUGGGCCCGCGGCGAGUUCAGGGGCUGGCAGGCCCAGAGCCCCCUCACUACCAUCUGCAUUCGUGCCUGCUCCCAGGGGCGCUCCCUUCAUCCCGCUGCGGCAGCUGCAGGCUACUGCACGGCAGCAGCUGUGACAUGGCCCAGGUCUGUCGCAGCAUGCACCACCUGGAAGAGCUGCAGAGUGAGAAGCAGCAGCGCCUCUGGCUGCAGCGGACAGAGGUGGACAAACUGCUGCAGGAUGUGGCUGGACCAUGGCAGUAGUACCGGGCAACCUGCUGGGGAGGGGCAGGGGCGCAGCUGCUCCCAGGGGGGCUCUAGGCCCUCAUCAGCCCAUCGGGGGCUGCACCACUCAACUUGCUUUUCCUUCUUUCUGAGUGUGUCCGUCCCCCCCCCCCACUAACUUUGUCAUCCAGGGGAUAAGGGAGAAGAGCAGGAGACAGGCCACAGGCGAGCUCCACUUUGGGUGAACUUGCUUUUCCCCUCCCACAUGUGCCAAAAUCUGAUGCUUAACACCGAGAACCUAGCAGAGGUGUGAAAGGCCCGGCAGGCUGCCCUGUGGAAUGUUAGGUGUAGACGGUGCUCGACCCCUUCCGAUCAUUUAGCUCCUCCCGAUUGCCAACAGAGGAGUGGGAGUGGGGGGGUGGCUGCUUGCCAAAUGACAUCUUUUGAGCUCUGAGCACAAGGGCUUUGCGACGCUUGUGUGUCUGACAGUCCCAAAGCACCCAGGUGUGGCUGGCUUCUGGCAGCUCCAGCUUGUACCUGUGGGCAAUGGAAUGGUUGCAGAGUUUGGCAAGGAGGCAAUGGAAUUCUGGCUGCCUCUGCUAAUGGAAGCUUCCCCUAAAUCUGGGGGUGGGGCUCCCCUUUGGGUUAGGGUGGAGUGGGCAGCUGUUCUUCACAUCGGUUCUAGCCUGAUGAUGUAAUUGUUGGAGGAGGGCCUUGGCCGGGGUUGUCGUGGAAGAAUGGAGCAAAGCCCAGACUCCUUCAGUUCGCUGGACCUCUUGUGUCUGACUGAAGGUUCGAUGUGAAAUACACUAACUCGA
This is a messenger RNA of Eublepharis macularius, 2472 nucleotides long. RefSeq names its product spermatogenesis associated 2 like (gene SPATA2L). The transcript has 3 exons. The record is from RefSeq and is a predicted model, not a curated record. NCBI's taxonomy places the organism in Eukaryota, Metazoa, Chordata, Lepidosauria, Squamata, Eublepharidae. The coding region runs from base 341 to 1693 and encodes 450 amino acids. Gene Ontology annotation, cellular component: cytoplasm.